Molecule: messenger RNA, 10167 nt
Organism: Dimorphilus gyrociliatus
Lineage: Eukaryota; Metazoa; Annelida; Polychaeta; Dinophilidae
Source: the annotation of a GenBank genome assembly
AUAUAUUAAAAGAAACAGUCCGGCACAAAUAUCUAUAGAUCUCAAAAACCAAAUGGUGGAAAAAGUAGACUAAUGAAACCUUUGAGAGUAUCACCAGUCAUGAACUCCGAAUCUUCUGAGAGAAUCGUAGGAAAGGAAAUAAAUAGAACUUUACUGCAAAUUCAUUCUGCACCGAAGAAUCGUAUUACUGAGGAACUUGUGAUGAAUGUGAAAGAUUAUCUUAAGAUAGACAAAAUACCCCUUUGGUAUAAUAAGGAAUCUGAUUUGGAAACGGAAGUUGUUAAGCAACCUGGCGAGAGAUAUAAGAAUUCUAUUGGUAUUGUUUUCAGAGAUGUAAAUGAUAGCCUACCUGAUAGCGUCGUAUAUUCGUUAAGAUUGCCAAUUGACCCUGACGGUAAACUUGGGCAAAAAGAUUGGUUUACAAGAAGUGUUACCAAUAAUAUGCCAAGUCAAGCUCCUGUAGACAAAUCAAAUAUAUAUGGAGGUUCGCCAAACUACGUAGAAUCUGGUUUUUUAACAUUUCAAUUAGCAUUGGAUCACGCAAUAUUAAAACAUCGUUUACCGAAUAUUGAUGAGGCUAAUUUCGAAGUAAGAAUGAAUAGAUCGCCUCAUCCACCUUAUAAAGACGAUCCAGUAGUUCGUAUAAUGCAAUUUAUGGCCUUUGUUAUAUUUAUGUCAUACAAUGUCUUUACGGCAAAUUUCGUUAAUGGCGUUGUAGAAGAGAAGGAGAAACGUUUAAGGGAAUUUAUGAGAAUAUAUGGUCUUAAAAGUUAUCUUAACUGGCUUUCAUGGAUAUUUAAAUCACUGAUCACUCUUAUAGUCAUUACAAUAUUAUUAACGCUCUUCUUAAAAGUUAAAACAAAUAAUGGCUCAUUUUUUCCUCAAAGUGACGUAACUUUUGUCUUCUUUUUCUUUUUUAUGUAUGGAUUGAGCGUUCUCUCUUUUUGUUGUAUAACGGCUGCCAUUUUCAAUACGGUACGAGUAGCAUCUGGAUUAACAAGUCUGAUAACAUUUUUAACCUAUAUGCCUAAUUUUUUCCUGGCAAAUCAAUGGCCAAAAUUAUCUGCUGGUGCGAAAUGGGGAACUGGGAUACUAUACAAUAUGGCUUUAGGUAAUGGUUGGUCUAUUAUUCAAAUUCACGAAGGAGCUGGCUAUGGUGCAAAAUGGUCCAAUAUCAAUUCUUAUGUUACGGUUGAUCAAAAUUUUAAGCUCUCAUAUGUUCUCGCUCUUUUUACCAUUCAAAUUGUAAUUCAUUUGCUGAUUGUAUGGUAUUUAGAUAAUGUAUUUCCUGGAGAAUACGGAGUCCCAAGACCCCCAUAUUUUCCCUUUACAAAGAACUAUUGGCUUGGUACAACCCCCAAACAAGAAAGUCAGGAGAAUAUUAGAGAUUUAAAUUUUGGAGAUAUGUUUGAACAUCCGGAUUCCUCAUUAAAACCAAGUAUUAGAAUAAGACAAUUAGUUAAGACUUUCGAUGCAAAUGGCAAGAAGACUACCGCUGUAGAUAAACUCAAUAUGGAUAUAUAUGAAGGUCAAAUAACCGCUCUACUCGGUCACAAUGGUGCUGGAAAAUCAACAGCGAUGGCCAUGUUAACUGGUCUUUUAAAACCAAGUGACGGAAAUGCAUACAUUUAUGGUCACAGCAUAAAAACAGACAUAGAAAGUGCUCGACAACAUUUAGGCUAUUGUCCUCAAGAUAAUGUUCUAUUUGACCUUUUAACUGUUGAACAACAUUUGAGAUUCUUUGCCGAACUUAAAGGAUGUCAAAAGGAAAAUUUACAACGAGAAAUUGAUAGCAGUUUGAAAUUUCUUGAUCUUUUCGAAAAGAAGCACGAUUUGCCUGGUGAACUUUCGGGAGGUCAAAAGAGAAGACUUUGCAUAGGAAUAGGUCUCAUAAAUGGAUCGAAUACUUUAAUUUUGGACGAGCCAACAGCUGGUCUGGAUCCGGAAGCCAGGAGAAAAAUGUGGGACAUACUACAAAAGAUAAGAAACGAAAAAACCAUAAUAUUGGCUACUCAUUUUAUGGAUGAAGCCGAUCUUUUGGGUGAUCGUAUAGGAAUUAUGGCGAAUGGUCAAUUGCAAUGUAUAGGAUCUAGUUUGUUUCUAAAAUCGAAAUUCGGAGUUGGAUAUCAUAUGGUAAUGGCAAAAGCAUCUAAUUGUGACGUUGACAAGAUAUCACAAACAAUUAGACAGUAUGUUCCAAAUGCACUUCUGGAAUCGAACAUCAGUUCAGAACUAUCGUAUAUUCUGCCGAAAGAAAGUUCUGAAAACUAUGAGGAAAUGUUCAGGGUUAUUGAAGAUAAUCUGAAAAGCUUAGGAAUCAAUUCAUUCGGAGUUUCUAUAACAACAAUGGAAGAAGUUUUCCUAAAAGUUGGAGAAAUUACAAAAGCUGAUGGAAUAGAAAGACUACAGAAGAAGCAUGAUACAUCCUCAGAGAUUGCGAAGGAUACUGCUGAAAUAACGGCACAGACAACCGCAAUUUUUCAAUCAAAUCAAAUAAGCGGUUUGUCUUAUCAUUUCAAUCAAAUGAAGAGUCAAUUUUCCAAGAAGUUUUCUAUCAGUACAUGUUUCAAGCUCCUAUUACUUUUUCAACUAUUAUUCCCGGCUUUCCUAGUUUUACUCCCAGUUAUCAAUGCCAGAAACAUUGAAAAAUCCACGAAAUCUGAUAAUUCGCCAAAAGAUAUGACAUUAAGUAUGGUGAAUGAGAAUAAUAUUCUAUUUGGACCUUCAAUUCAAACUUUUGAAGAUGGUUACAAGAGUUAUGUCACAAAAUUUAAGGGAACAUCUUUCGAAACUACGGACAAUCCAAAUAUGACAGCUGCACUUAUUGAUAUUGGAAGGAAAGAGGUGACAACCUAUUUGAACCGAUACUUAAUUGCUUGUAAAAAAUCAAACGACACAAAAAUAGCAUUUUUCAAUGCACAAUACUAUCAUACAGCGGCUAUAUCUUUGUCAGCGUAUACGAAUGGAUUAAUGAAGGCCUUUGUGGGAGAAAAGUAUUCGAUCAAAACAAUCAAUCAUCCCUUACCUUUUCUUCCUGAUGCUCAAGCUAAAAAAGAUCAACGUUCUACCAAUAUUGUUUCCGCUGCAAUCAUUAGCAAUUUUGUCAUAUCAGCAGCUCUCCUAUUCAACUCCUUUUCUUAUUAUUUAAUAAAGGAGAGAGCAUCCGGUUCAAAGCAUUUGCAAUUUGUAUCUGGCAUAAAGAUCCUAAAUUAUUGGAUACCGCAUUAUAUUUUCGACGUGUUAUUUUGUCUAUUGGGUCUUACAUUUGUUUUGGCUGCUGCGUGUGCUGGCAGAUUGAGGGGCUUAGUAGCGGAUCUCAACUACCUAAAGGCAUUUACUCUUUCAAUUGGAUUAGCAAUGUCUGGAAUGCCUUUAACCUACCUAAUAAGCGGAUUUUUUACUACACCAACCGCUGGCAUCACUUUCAUUUUAAUGUUUUUUAUAUUCCUUGGCAUCCUCCCUAAUAUAUUAGUUAUAGUUAUGAGAAUUAUUGAUACUAGUGCCUCUAUGAACGUCGCUAUUGCGCUGGACUGGUUAUUUACUACAUUCUGGCCCUCUUACAAUUAUGGUAUCGGUUUAACAAAUAUAUUACAAAAGCAGGCAAACUUGAAAGCAUGUAGUGAUAUUGAUAAAGAUAUUAUUCGAGAAUACUGCGAAAUCAAUUCAGAAUACAUAUGCUGUAAAGAAGAAAACACAAAUACAAAUUACUUUUCUUUCGACAAAUUAGGAAUUGGAAAAAAUCUUUUGUUUCUCUUCUUUCAAGCCGCUUUAUACUUUGGCCUUGUUAUAUUUAGAGAAUCGAAUAUUUUUAUUAAUCUCAAGCGAAAAAUGAACAAUAGAUUAGUCAGCAUUCAGGAACAGUUAAAUAAUGAUCAUGAUACUGAAAUGGUAUCUAGAGUUGGACAAACCCUUGAUGAAGAUGUCGAAAGAGAAAAAAAUAAAAUAGCAUCUUUGGAAAUUCAUAAUGGUACCUAUGAUUACAUUAUUGUUGCUCAGGGAUUAUAUAAGUAUUACGGAAGUUUACUAGCUGUCAAGGACCUAUCUUUAGGUGUUAAGAAAGGAACGUGUUUUGGUCUUUUAGGUGUAAACGGAGCGGGAAAAACUACAACCUUUAAGAUGCUUACUGGAGACGAGGUGAUGAGUAAAGGAUCCGCUUAUAUCAACGGUAUCAACGUUUCAACAGACCUAGAUAAAACUCACAAACUUAUUGGUUAUUGUCCUCAAUUCGAUGCCAUCAUUGAUGAACUGACAGUAACGGAAAUGAUUAAUCUGUAUUGCAGAAUAAGAGGGGUAGAUAAUGCGAAGGAGCUCUGCAAUGAGCUAUUAGACAUUCUUCUAUUGCGCGACCAUGCCAAGAAGCUAACUGUUAAUUUAUCUGGAGGAAAUAAGAGAAAGUUAUCAACGGCCUUGGCAUUUAUUGGAAAUCCACCAAUAGUGUUUCUAGACGAACCAACUAGCGGCAUGGAUCCGUUAGCCAAGCGAAUUGUAUGGGAUGUAAUCACCAAGAUGAGAGACAAUGGAACGUCCGUAGUGCUCACCUCUCAUAGUAUGGAAGAAUGUGAAGCACUUUGUACGGAAAUGGCCAUUAUGGUUAACGGAGAAUUCAAAUGUUACGGCGGAGUUCAACAUCUGAAAUCAAAAUACGGCGAAGGCUACUCGUUAAUUGCAAAAGUAAAAUCAUCUCUCAAUGAUGAAUAUUCAUUAAGCGACGCAACCGAAGAGCUUAAAGGCUUUGUUGAGUCAACUUUCGAAGGUUCCAAAUUGAAAGAUGCUCACGACGGUUAUGUUCAUUAUCAAAUUUCGUCAACGAACGCUCGUUGGAGUACUCUAUUCUCAAUUAUGGAGAAGGCGAAAGAAAGAUAUCGAAUAGAAGAUUACUCAGUGAGUCAAACAACACUAGAAGAAGUCUUUAUAGGUUUUGCUAAGCUUCAACACGACAAAGAGCACAUUGAUAUUCCUUUUAAGAUUAGAUGUGGAAAUUAUUCUUGCGAAAUCGUCCAUAUGACGUCGCCAAGAAUUGUGCCGGAAAUGCAAUCUUCAUACAGCGUUUCAAAGCAGAAUCUGAAAAAAAAUGGAUCGUCAGCUAUAACUCAAUUUAGGAUUCUUUGCCGGAAAAAUUUUCUUUUGGUCAGUAGCAGUAAAGGUCAGCUUGCCAUCGAAUUAUUGAUACCUCUAUGCCUGGGACUUCUGUUCUUCACGUUAAGAAAUGUAAUUAAACCAGAGGUAUUCGAUCAACCAACUGUUUGGUCAGCAUUUCCUGCUAAAGAAUUUACAAAUAAAACGAAUGGAACAUACCUACAAAUUUAUUCUACACCCAAGAAUGCUCUUACAGAACGACUGGCCGAAAGUGCUCGAAAUUUUCUUAAUAUCUCUAAUCGACCUAAAUGGUAUGAUAAAGAAUCCGAUUUGGAAGCAGAUAUCGUAAAACAACGUGGAGACGAUUAUAAGAAUGCUAUUGGUAUCAUAUUUAAAGAAAUGGAUAAUGGUAAACUUGCCGAUGAGGCAGUCUAUUCUUUAAGAUUCCCUACCGAUCCUGAUGGAAAACUUGGUGCAAAGGAUUGGUUUACUAGGGGUGUACAGAGACAAUUUAUUACAUUAAGUCCUGUAGAAAAGGAUGUUAUUUAUGGAGCUGAUCCAAGCUAUGCCGAAACUGGGUUUUUACCAUUACAAUUAGCUAUAAAUAGGGCAUUAUUGAGAGAGCGUUCGUCACAAAUUAGCGAAUCCUACUUUGACAUAUUAAUGAACAGACUACCUCAUCCACAUUAUACUAGUGAUCCAAUUCCGACAAUGAUGCCCUUCCUCGCAUUCAUAAUAUUUAUAUCAUUCAACGUUAAUACGCUAAAUUUUAUUAGAGGCGUUGUACUAGAGAAAGAGAAACGCCUUAAGGAACUGAUGAAAAUUUGUGGCUUAAAAAGUUCCCUUAAUUGGUUCGCUUGGAUACUGAGAUCUAUGAUUGUACUCGUAGUCGUUUCAUUGUUGUUUACAUUCUUUUUAUGUGUACAAACAAAAAAUGGAGCAUUCUUAGCAAAGAGUGAUCCAUCACUCAUUUUCGUAUUCUUUCUCAUGUACGGAAUGUCAGUUCUUUCCUAUUGCUGUAUAGUCUCAGCUAUUUUUUCUCAAGCCAGAGCUGCUGCAACAGUUGGAUCAUUAUUUAGUUUCUUCACCUAUAUGCCAAAUUUUUUCCUAGCCAAUAGAUGGGAAGCAGUAUCCACAGGUGCGAAAUGGGGAACUGGAGUACUAUACAAUAUGGCUUUGGUACAUGGAUGGACAUUAUUUCAACUUCAUGAAACAGCUGGCUAUGGAGCUAAAUGGUCCAAUAUCAAUUCUUAUGUGACAGUUGAUCAGAAUUUCAAAAUAGCUAAUGUACUUAUACUUUUCACCAUUGAUAUUGUUGUUUACCUUUUUAUUGCUUGGUAUUUGGACAACGUAUUUCCGGGGCCAUAUGGUAUUCCAAAACCACCAUAUUUUCUAUGUAGUAAGGCAUUUUGGACAGGUAGUCCUGUUGAAACAGAUAAUUUUACAGAAGAAAUAAAUGACACUCAGUUGAAUGAUAUGUUCGAAAAACCUACGGACAACCUAAAUAUAGGCAUAAGAGUAAGGAAGCUUGAAAAAUCUUUCAGUGUGAGAGGAAAGAAAACUAAAGCUGUUAAUGGACUUGAUAUGGACAUCUUUGAAGGUCAAAUAACUGCUCUACUCGGCCACAAUGGUGCCGGCAAAUCGACAGCGAUGGCCAUGUUAACUGGUCUUUUAAAACCAAGCGGCGGAAAUGCUUAUAUUAAUGGUCACAGCAUAAAAACAGAUAUAGAAGGUGCUCGACAGCAGUUAGGCUAUUGUCCUCAAGAUAAUGUUGUGUUUGAUCUAUUAACUGUUGAACAACAUUUGAGAUUCUUUGCCGAACUUAAAGGAUGUCAAAAGGAAAAUUUACAACGAGAAAUUGAUGAUACAAUCAAUCUCCUUGGGUUAAAUGAUAAGAGAAAAGAUUUUGCAGGUAAGUUGUCCGGUGGUCAAAAGAGAAGACUGUGCAUUGGUAUUGCCUUGAUUAAUGGAUCAAAUACUUUAAUUUUGGACGAGCCAACAGCUGGUCUGGAUCCGGAAGCCAGGAGAAAAAUGUGGGACAUACUACAAAAGAUAAGAAACGAAAAAACCAUAAUAUUGGCUACUCAUUUUAUGGAUGAAGCCGAUCUUUUGGGUGAUCGUAUAGGAAUUAUGGCGAAUGGUCAAUUGCAAUGUAUAGGAUCUAGUUUGUUUCUAAAAUCGAAAUUCGGAGUUGGAUAUCAUUUGGUAAUGGCAAAAGCAUCUAAUUGUGACGUUGACAAGAUAUCACAAACAAUUAGACAGUAUGUUCCAAAUGCACUUCUGGAAUCGAACAUCAGUUCAGAACUAUCGUAUAUUCUGCCGAAAGAAAGUUCUGAAAACUAUGAGGAAAUGUUCAGAGAUAUUGAAGAUAAUCUGGAAACUUUAGGAAUCACUUCAUUCGGAGUUUCUAUAACAACAAUGGAAGAAGUUUUCCUAAAAGUUGGAGAAAUUACAAACGCUGAUGGAAUAGAACGCCUUAAAAAAACUGAAGAUUCAAAGGAACUGUUGGGGGAAAAUACGGAUUUUACCCAACUGGAAGCAAAUGUUUUAUUUCAAUCAAAAACUUUGCAAGAUUUCAAUUUUACUUUCGAACAACUGAAAAGUCAAUUUUCAAAGAAACUCUCAGUUACAUUAAAUAAUAGGAUUUUGGCUUUCUUUCAGAUGAUUUUUCCUGAAAUUUUAGUUUUAUUAGCAGUUAUUAAUAGUGAAAAUAUAGAGAACGCUACAAAAGCUGAUAAUUCGGAGAGAGAUUUAAGUUUGGGUAUGGUAGAUCAUAAUAAUGUUGUAUUUGGAUCUACAGUUCAAGCUUUUGAAGAUGGUUACAAGAGUUAUGUCACAAAAUUUAAGGGAACAUCCUUCGAUACUACGAACAAUCCAAAUUUAACCGCUGUACUUAUUGAUAUUGGAAAGCAAGAGGUUACAACCUUUUUGAGCCGGUAUUUAAUUGCUUGUGAAAUGUCAACGAACACGAAAAUAGCGUAUUUCAAUGCACAAUACUAUCAUACAGCGGCUAUAUCUUUAUCAGCGUACAUGAAUGGAUUAAUGAAGGCCUUUGUGGGGGAAAAGUAUUCGAUCAAGACGUUCAAUCAUCCUCUACCUUUUCUUCCUGAUGCUAAAGCUAAAAAAGAUCAGCAGUCAACAAAUAUAGCAUCUACUGGAGUUGUCAGCAAUUUUAUAAUUGCAUCUGCUAUUAUCUAUGGAACUUUAUGUAUAUAUGCAAUAAAGGAAAGAAUGUCCAAAUCGAAACACCUUCAAUUUGUCUCAGGCGUGUCGUCAUUGAAUUAUUGGAUACCACACUACAUUUAUGACUUUCUAAAUAUUCUCCUUGCCUUGACUAUCAUAAUAAUUAUUGCAACAGCUGCUCAAUUGAAGGGUCUAAAAUCAGAUGAGAACUAUUUGAAAGCAUUUGUAUUGAGUAUCAGUUUUGCAUCAGCCGGUGUUCCCUUAACGUAUUUGUUUUGCAAUUUAUUUACGGUUCCAUCUACUGGUAAUACCAUGGUUUUAAUGAUGUACUUAUUUAGUGGUACUGCUACAGUCCUUUCCGUUUUGGUAAUGAGGAUAAUUGGCACAACUGGAGCUUUGCAAGUUAGCGAAAUUUUAGAUUGGAUAUUCACUUUCAUUUGGCCCUUUUACAAUUUUGGUAUAGGGCUGGCAAACAUUUUUGAAAAACAGGCGAAUUUGAAAACAUGCGGAAAUAUUGAUGAAAGUACUCUUCAGAGCUACUGUAAAACAAAUGACAAUUUCCUUUGCUGUAAAUCGGAAAACAGAGAUUCAAAUUAUUUCUCUUUUGACAAUGGAGGAAUUGGAAAACACAUUCUCUUCCUUUUUCUACAAGGAGCAGUUUUCUUUGGUAUUGUUGUUCUCAAGGAGUCAAAUAUGUUUGUUCACUUGAAAAGAAAGAUGCAUAAAAAACUAGUAGAAGCUCAUGAACAAAUUAAUGAUGAUUCUAGUCCUGAAAAAAUUUCUUCUUCAAGGCCAGCAGUCAAUGAAGAUGUCGAUAGACAAAAAGAAAAAAUUUUAUCCUGGGAAAUCAAUGAUCAAACUUCUGAAUAUGUUCUAGUCGCGAAGACGCUAUACAAGUAUUACGGAAGUUUACUAGCUGUCAAGGACCUAUCUUUAGGUGUUAAGAAAGGAACGUGUUUUGGUCUUUUAGGUGUAAACGGAGCGGGAAAAACUACAACCUUUAAGAUGCUUACUGGAGACGAGGUGAUGAGUAAAGGAUCCGCUUAUAUCAACGGUAUCAACGUUUCAACAGACCUAGAUAAAACUCACAAACUUAUUGGUUAUUGUCCUCAAUUCGAUGCCAUCAUUGAUGAACUGACAGUAACGGAAAUGAUUAAUCUGUAUUGCAGAAUAAGAGGGGUAGAUAAUGCGAAGGAGCUCUGCAAUGAGCUAUUAGACAUUCUUCUAUUGCGCGACCAUGCCAAGAAGCUAACUGUUAAUUUAUCUGGAGGAAAUAAGAGAAAGUUAUCAACGGCCUUGGCAUUUAUUGGAAAUCCACCAAUAGUGUUUCUAGACGAACCAACUAGCGGCAUGGAUCCGUUAGCCAAGCGAAUUGUAUGGGAUGUAAUCACCAAGAUGAGAGACAAUGGAACGUCCGUAGUGCUCACCUCUCAUAGUAUGGAAGAAUGUGAAGCACUUUGUACGGAAAUGGCCAUUAUGGUUAACGGAGAAUUCAAAUGUUACGGCGGAGUUCAACAUCUGAAAUCAAAAUACGGCGAAGGCUACUCGUUAAUUGCAAAAGUAAAAUCAUCUCUCAAUGAUGAAUAUUCAUUAAGCGACGCAACCGAAGAGCUUAAAGGCUUUGUUGAGUCAACUUUCGAAGGUUCCAAAUUGAAAGAUGCUCACGACGGUUAUGUUCAUUAUCAAAUUUCGUCAACGAACGCUCGUUGGAGUACUCUAUUCUCAAUUAUGGAGAAGGCGAAAGAAAGAUAUCGAAUAGAAGAUUACUCAGUGAGUCAAACAACACUAGAAGAAGUCUUUAUAGGUUUUGCAAAGCUUCAAAAGGAAAGAGAAUGCAGAAAUAUUCCUCCCAGUAUUCAAUGUAGAAAUUGUAUGAAAUUUCUGUUUUGUUGUGGUUGCUGCAAUUAA